GAACACCUGAAGCUUGACUGUGUUCACAGGGACCAUGCUCCUUCACUGGUCAGUGAGUCUGUUGGUCCUGCUGGCAGGCCUCCGGCCCGGUGUCUCAGAACACCCCCCGCUCCCACCUGAGGUCUCCCAGCACAAUGGCUCCCUGUAUGCUGCCUGCGAGGUGAGACCCAGCACCUCACUCCCCGAGGAGGCCCCCCUCAAAGUCCACGGUCAGGUUCUGUUCAAACAGGAGCCUCAAGGAAAACUCCAAGUCCUCUUCAGCUUCAGUGGCUUCCCUGAAGAGGGCCCUCCAGAACCCAGAGCCGUCCACAUCCAUAAGUAUGGAGACCUGAGCCGGGGGUGUGACUCCACCGGGGGCCACUACAACCCUCAUGUUGUGGAUCACCCCGGUCACCCAGGAGACUUUGGCAACUUUGUGCCUCAGCAAGGAAGGAUCAGUGCCCUGCAGGAGUCUGAGGCCACGCUGUUCGGGCGGCUGUCUGUGCUCGGGAGAGCCGUGGUGCUUCAUGAGGACGUGGACGACAUGGGGCAGGGGGGGGACGCCGGCAGCCUGUUGCAUGGCAAUUCAGGCCGGAGGCUGGCCUGCUGCGUGAUUGGGAUUUCCUCCCCCAGCAUGUGGCAAACACAACACGAGCUGUUCACUCAGCAGCUCCUCUGAGGUGGGACGUUCUGCUCAGAUCUGUCUUCAGCUUCAACAGUUUGUUCCUGCGUCUAAUAAAGAUUUACA
This is a messenger RNA of Nematolebias whitei (Rio pearlfish), 727 nucleotides long. Its product is annotated as extracellular superoxide dismutase [Cu-Zn]. Gene Ontology annotation, molecular function: superoxide dismutase activity; copper ion binding. Bases 35 to 658 code for a protein of 207 amino acids. NCBI's taxonomy places the organism in Eukaryota, Metazoa, Chordata, Actinopteri, Cyprinodontiformes, Rivulidae. Gene Ontology annotation, biological process: removal of superoxide radicals. The transcript has 2 exons. The record is from RefSeq and is a predicted model, not a curated record.